AUGAUGGUGACGGGUAACAACAAGGAUGACGAAGGGGGUUAUGAGGGUAACAAUGAGGGUGACGAAGAUGAUUAUGAGGGUAAUAAGAAGGGUAACAAUAAGGGUGACGAAGAUGAUUAUGAGGGUAAUAAGAAGGGUAACAAUGAGGGUGACGAAGAUGAUUAUGAGGGUAAUAAGAAGGGUAACAACAAGGGUGACGAAGAUGAUUAUGAGGGUAAUAAGACGGGUAACAAUAAGGGUGACGAAGAUGAUUAUGAGGGUAAUAAGAAGGGUAACAAUGAGGGUGACGAAGAUGAUUAUGAGGGUAAUAAGAAGGGUAACAAUAAGGGUGACGAAGAUGAUCAUGAGGGUUAUAAGACGGGAAACAAUGAGGGUGACGAAGAUGAUUAUGAUGGUAAUAAGACGGGAAACAACAAGGGUGACGAAGAUACGGAAAACAACAAGGGUGACGAAGAUGAUUAUGAGGGUAAUAAGACAGGUAACAAUGAGGGUGACGAAGAUGAUUAUGAGGGUAAUAAGACGGGUAACAAGGGUGACGAAGAUGAUUAUGAGGGUAAUAAGACGGGUAACAAUAAGGGUGACGAAGAUGAUCAUGAGGGUUAUAAGACGGGAAACAAUGAGGGUGACGAAGAUGAUUAUGAUGGUAAUAAGACGGGAAACAAUAAGGGUGACGAAGAUGAUCUUGAGGGUUAUAAGACGGGAAACAAUGAGGGUGACGAAGAUGAUUAUGAGGGUAAUAAGACGGGAAACAACAAGGGUGACGAAGAUGUGUUUUUUAGGGUAAUAAGAAGGGAAACAAUAAGGGUGACAAAGAUUAUUAAGAGGGUACCAAGACGGAAAACAACAAGGGUGACGAAGAUGGGUAUGAGGGAUUCUGUUAGCAAAGGCUUUCACAAUGACAUGACUGGACGUGGGACUGAACUCUAG
Messenger RNA from Lytechinus variegatus (green sea urchin), 927 nucleotides. RefSeq lists its product as uncharacterized. NCBI's taxonomy places the organism in Eukaryota, Metazoa, Echinodermata, Echinoidea, Temnopleuroida, Toxopneustidae. The record is from RefSeq and is a predicted model, not a curated record. The transcript is spliced from 4 exons. Bases 1 to 927 code for a protein of 308 amino acids.